Anopheles arabiensis is the source of this 1109-nucleotide messenger RNA. RefSeq lists its product as uncharacterized. The transcript has a single exon. NCBI's taxonomy places the organism in Eukaryota, Metazoa, Arthropoda, Insecta, Diptera, Culicidae. The coding region runs from base 797 to 1054 and encodes 85 amino acids. The record is from RefSeq and is a predicted model, not a curated record.
GCUGAGUUAAGAGCCAAACAAAUAACAGAUUGAGUAGAGCUAUAAAUAGUGGAAGAAUAUGUAAGAAUAUGUCUCAGUCCAGAAUUUAGACCCCAGCCAUCUGAGAGUGAUUGGUUUUCUUAUUUGGUUGGUUUAGAGAAUUAAGUCCAUUUAAAAUUCGUCUUUAAAGACUGAACCAUACUGCAUCGUCUCAACACUAUUCAUUAGAGUAACUUCUAUUUUUAAUUCAUAACCCAUUUCUCAAACUGACUUUUUGUUUGGUUAGUUUGGCCAAAGCGAUACUAUUAUGAGAUAUAUAAUUUUCCAUCGCCAGCGAGUGAACAGAUAAGUCGAUUCUGAUCCACAGUUUGUGGUUCGAUUGUGUCAAAGAAGCAGAAUGCUCUCGAAACAACUGGUUUGUUUCCUGAGUAAAGAUGGACGCUUGGAUUAGGCUGCAUGUGUCGCACAAUAUUUAAAGUACACAUGCAUGUGCUUUUGAAGGCCAAAAUGACUGAGCCAAAUAACAACCAGAACUUCCUUUGCUGGCAGCGAUAAAAAAUUGGAUGACCAGAAUCCGCCAACGUGUAUUAUUUGUACAACUGUGGCUAUCCUUCCGAGACAAUAUUUUGCUGAAGAUCUACGCUACACGUUCACUUGCAGACGAACCAUUUCCGCAACAUUCCUUUUCGUGAAGACGGUAUUCAGCUGUGCUAAUAACACACGAGCAAGAUGAUCUGAGCAUUGAGUAUUAUAUAAAAGGCGGAAGAAUAUCUCCAAAGCAUUACGUCUGAAUCCAGAAGCCAACCAAGCAGCCAACAUGAAGUUCGCAUUCGCCUUUGUCCUGAUCGCUCUGUUCGCGGUGUUCGCCGUUUCCCAGGCUAUGCCCCAGCCUGAGGAGGCCGCCGCCUCCAACAACGAUGGAGCCAGCGCCAAUACCAAGAUCGUGCUGGAGCUUACUCCGGAGGAAGCCGCCGCAGUCGAGGCAAUGGGAGGUCGUGGAUUCUGGAAAAAAUUGUGGAGUGGCGUCAAAACGGUCAUCGCCGUUGGCUGUCAGCUUACCAGCUGUACGGGAUAAAGAUAGUUAGUAUUAAUUUACUAUUUUCAAUAAAUAAAGUGCAGUACGUAGCAUA